UUGCGCAGCGUCCUGGGUUUGCUGGACAUCGCAGUGGAAGUGAACGUCACCUCCAGGAUCAGGCUCACCAUGGACAGCAUGGGCUGCCCCAGGCUGGUGGCAGAGCGAUGUGACACCCUCCUCGGUGGCAUUAAAGUCAGACUCCUGCGAGGCCUGCUCCCAAUCGUGGAUAAUUUAUUGGCAAAUGUCCUGAACAGACUUCUUCCUAAUCUGCUCUGCCCGGUGGUGGACGUCGCCCUGGGACUCGUCAACGAGAAGCUGGGUCUUGUGAACUCACUGGUGCCACUGGGCUUGCUGGGCAGCAUCCAGUACACUGUGUCCAGCCUUCCCCUGGUCACCGGACAGUUCCUCGAGGUGGACCUGAACGUAAGUCCUGCACCCAAGGGUUGGGACGGCUGGGGGUAUCCACUGGGAAAGCCGGGAAGCGUCCCCACCCCUCCGCGGGUCCCCAUGCCACCGCUGCCACCCAUGGUGGACACCAGCUCCUCCCAGCUGGGGCUCUCGGUGAACUUCCUCCACGCGGUGCUGGCUGUCCUGCAGCAGGACGGGGCCCUGGACCUUCCCGGAGCUCCCACCGCUGACGACAUCGACCCUCGGAGUCCUGGUCCCAGCGGUGAGUCCUGGCUCCUGGAGUUUAAAGCAUACCCCGAGCCACAGGAACUGCUGCUGAAAAUUGCCGUCCCCGAAGUGCCUGUGGUGACCUUAGAGAGAAACAAAGGCGUGAUCCAGCUCACGGCUACAGCAGAGCUGAUGGUGAUCUUCCCAGGCGACAUCCAGGAGUUUCUCUGCCUCCUGAAUAUCGACGCCUCCUUGCUGGCCCAGUUCUCCGUCAGGGACAACAAACUGAAGAUCGGCGUCAGCCUGGAGGAGGCUGAUCUCUCCUUGGUGUCUUCGUCCAUCGGUGGCUUUGAUGUCUUGCCCCUGGAGACGCUCGUUGGCCGGAUUUUCGACGUUGCCUUCCUGCCUGCGAUGAACA
Messenger RNA from Pterocles gutturalis (yellow-throated sandgrouse), 976 nucleotides. Its product is annotated as BPI fold-containing family B member 4-like. The annotation marks the transcript as partial. The record is from RefSeq and is a predicted model, not a curated record. The transcript is spliced from 10 exons. Lineage: Eukaryota; Metazoa; Chordata; Aves; Pterocliformes; Pteroclidae. Gene Ontology annotation, molecular function: lipid binding.